Messenger RNA from Rattus rattus (black rat), 3256 nucleotides. It is a transcript of the gene Sp8, whose product is annotated as Sp8 transcription factor. The record is from RefSeq and is a predicted model, not a curated record. Gene Ontology annotation, biological process: regulation of transcription by RNA polymerase II. The transcript is spliced from 2 exons. Lineage: Eukaryota; Metazoa; Chordata; Mammalia; Rodentia; Muridae. Gene Ontology annotation, molecular function: DNA-binding transcription factor activity, RNA polymerase II-specific; RNA polymerase II cis-regulatory region sequence-specific DNA binding. The coding region runs from base 103 to 1617 and encodes 504 amino acids.
GGCGGAACUGAUCAUUGUAUUGCACACCUCUAAAAAAAAACACUGCCUCUGAUUUAUCAAUAUAAAAAAGAUCCUCUGAGAGGAGGAGGGCGCUUCUGUGUGAUGGCAACUUCACUUCUAGGGGAAGAACCGAGGUUGGGAUCCACUCCUCUGGCCAUGCUUGCUGCUACCUGUAAUAAGAUCGGCAGCCCCAGCCCGUCUCCCUCCUCCCUGUCGGACAGCUCUUCUUCUUUCGGUAAAGGCUUCCACCCUUGGAAACGCUCCUCGUCUUCCUCCUCCGGCAGCUGCAACGUAGUGGGUUCCAGUCUCUCUAGCUUCGGCGUGUCGGGGGCCUCCCGGAACGGCGGUUCGUCCUCGGCCGCAGCGGCGGCGGCGGCGGCCGCGGCGGCGGCGGCGGCCCUGGUGUCCGACUCGUUUAGCUGCGGAGGCUCGCCCGGCUCCAGCGCCUUCUCUCUCACCUCCAGCAGCGCCGCCGCAGCGGCAGCAGCUGCCGCGGCCGCCGCUUCCAGCUCGCCCUUUGCCAACGACUACUCUGUGUUCCAGGCCCCGGGCGUCUCAGGGGGCAGCGGCGGCGGCGGCGGGGGAGGCGGCGGCGGUUCCGGAGCGCACUCGCAGGACAGCUCCCAUCAGCCGGUGUUCAUCUCCAAGGUGCACACGUCGGUGGACGGACUGCAAGGCAUCUACCCGCGCGUGGGAAUGGCGCACCCGUAUGAGUCGUGGUUCAAGCCCUCGCACCCGGGCCUUGGUGCCGCGGCCGACGUGGGCUCCGCGGGCGCCUCCAGCUGGUGGGAUGUGGGCGCGGGCUGGAUCGACGUGCAGAACCCCAAUGGGGCAGCAGCGCUGCCCGGCUCUCUGCACCCGGCCGCCGGGGGCCUCCAGACGUCGCUGCACUCACCGCUGGGAGGCUACAACUCGGAUUACUCCGGCCUGAGCCACUCGGCCUUCAGUAGUGGUGCCUCGUCGCACCUGCUCAGCCCUGCAGGACAGCACCUCAUGGACGGUUUCAAGCCCGUAUUGCCCGGCUCGUACCCGGAUUCCGCCCCUUCGCCGCUGGCCGGCGCGGGCAGCUCUAUGCUGAGCGCGGGGCCCGCGGCGCCCCUAGGGGGGUCUCCACGCUCUUCUGCGCGCCGCUACUCCGGCCGCGCCACCUGCGACUGCCCCAACUGCCAGGAGGCUGAGCGUCUGGGCCCAGCGGGAGCGAGCCUGCGUCGCAAAGGGCUGCAUAGCUGCCACAUCCCAGGCUGCGGCAAGGUGUACGGCAAGACGUCGCACCUGAAGGCGCACCUGCGCUGGCAUACGGGCGAGCGGCCGUUCGUGUGCAAUUGGCUGUUCUGCGGUAAGCGCUUUACGCGCUCCGACGAGCUGCAGCGGCACCUGCGGACCCACACGGGCGAGAAGCGCUUCGCCUGCCCGGUGUGCAACAAACGCUUCAUGCGCAGCGACCACCUGAGCAAGCACGUGAAGACACACAGCGGUGGCGGCGGCUCGGCGGGCUCCGGUGGCGGCAAGAAGGGCAGCGACACCGACAGCGAGCACAGCGCGGCGGGAAGCCCGCCUUGCCACUCCCCUGAGCUUCUGCAGCCUCCAGAGCCCGGCCACCGCAAUGGCCUGGAGUGACUGUCGCAAUGCCUCCCACCUGAGUCCCGUCGGGCUUGUGUGCCUGGACUGGGCUCUAGUCUAGGCUAGCUGUCUCGCUCUCUUUCCCCCAACUUCCCAUUCUCCCCCUCACCGGGUUUCCGCUCUUAAAUUUUAUUAAAAGGAUGUGGACAGUAAGUAGCACACAUCGGUGGCUGGAUCCUUGGCUCCCUUCUGCACGGGGACAGCCAUGCGGGGCGCAGUGGGAACCGGCUCCUCCAGCUCUGGGCUGGCGGAACUUUGAGGAGGCUGCAGCCUCUGGAGUUAGGACAGGAUUAAUGGGGUUGUCUGGUAGACCACCGGCUUUUGCGGCCUUGGAAAGAACAGUGCUCAAUCGGCUUGAGCCGCAGCUGUUAGGGAGAGGGAUGCGGGAGUCCAGAUAAGGAAUCCCCUCCUGGACGCCCCUUGGACGACUGUCCCGUGAUGAGCACUACACUGGUGGGAGGACUACUGCACCAGACCGGGUUAGCAGAGUUUAGAUCUACCCAUUCAGCUCUCUGCCUAAGUCUUUGUGCCCUGCGGGUGAACCGAUGAGAGUUCUGCGAACCGGAAUCAAUGCGGCCACCCUGGUCUUUGUAACUUUUUAUUUUUUAACUGAAAAACUGAGAGGAAAAAAAUAAACAAGCAAUCUUCCUCUUAGCUUCCCGUUUAGAUAGUUCCCCUCUGCUUGCGAGCACGUCUUUCUCUCCAAACUGCUAAUAUUGAUCCCAAAGUUAUUUUGAUCACCGUAACUUAUGGGGUGGGGGCGGGAGUGAGGGUAGGUGUCUUUUCUUAUGCAAAAAUACCCCCUUUCCGGUGAGACCAGAUUAACCAUCUUCGUAUUUGUCCUUUUCUACCUCGUUUUUUUCACCAUUCCCAAGCAUAUUCCCCCAACCUCCCACACCACCGCCACUUUUGGGUUAGUCCAGGAGUCAAUUUAACCUACUGAUUUCUGUAAAUUAUUUGCAAGUCAUCGAAUAUUUUAAGGAUUAAACUUUUUUCUUUGUGAUUUAAACUCAAGUGAAGAAGCUAUUGUUUAUUUCAGUUGAGGCUGUAGUUUAAAUGCCAAAAGAGGGAAAUGGGGAAACAUUUUUUUUUUAAUUCUUUGUAAAAUAUAUCUGAACCUAAUGGUUUGUACAACUGGAAAAUCGUUCUAGAUUAGUUUCCCAUUAAACAUGACUCCGCCUGUGUGAGGUGUGAGGUACAUUGUCCAGGAGACGAUUUUGUAUAGUAUUUUUCUUGUACAUUACUUCCGGUAAAUAUUUGAAAAUAUAUUGAAGUAAACUUGAUUUUUUUUUCUUUUUCGUCAGAAGGAACUAUUAAGAGUUAUUGCUGAGGUUCUGAUGAACUGCAGGUUUUUUGUUUUUGUUUUUGUUCUUUUUCCUGAACUCAAUUCUGGAGGUGCAGAGCCACACACGCACUUUCCGGGCCUAGUUUUGCUCGAAUAUGAAUUUAGAUAGGUAUCAAGCUGUAUCUAAGACACUAUUUGAUAAAUGUUGGAUGACAUUUAAUUUAAUGGCGCAUGUACUUAUUUGCAUUUGCUGGCAGUUCAGGUAUAGUUAAAGUGAGAGUUCUCCUAUACUUCAUAAUAACGGGGUCUGCCAAACCCAUGUAUUAAAUAAAUUGUCCAAGUGAUACUCGA